This is a messenger RNA of Dromiciops gliroides (monito del monte), 1795 nucleotides long. It is a transcript of the gene HTATSF1, whose product is annotated as HIV-1 Tat specific factor 1. Gene Ontology annotation, cellular component: U2 snRNP; U2-type spliceosomal complex. Gene Ontology annotation, biological process: mRNA splicing, via spliceosome. Lineage: Eukaryota; Metazoa; Chordata; Mammalia; Microbiotheria; Microbiotheriidae. The transcript has 10 exons. Gene Ontology annotation, molecular function: RNA binding. The record is from RefSeq and is a predicted model, not a curated record. The coding region runs from base 137 to 1447 and encodes 436 amino acids.
GCUCGGGACGUCUGGACAGUGGAGUUGAAGGGAGCGCCCGCACGCCCCCCUCUCCUCCUGGCUGCAGCGCUCCUGCGCCCAUCUACCCCCGUUUGCCCAGGUCGGGAGGAUCCCCGGGCACCAGACAGCUGGAUUCAUGCCCUUCCAGCGGGGAGACAUGAGCAGCGGCAGCGGGUGCGACGACAACGCUCAGUUCGACGAACAGCUGCGGCUCCAGCAACUCUAUGGGGAGUGCUCCGGGGUACCCGAGGGCAACGAGCCCUACACUUACGUGGACCAAACCGAUGGCACUGCUUACGAGUGGGACCGGGACAAGAAGGCUUGGUUCCCCAAGGUAACUGAAGAUUUCCUUGCUACAUAUCAAGCCAAUUAUGGGUUCCCUGCUGAUAGUCCCUCUUCUUCUGAUACCAAAAAAGAGAAUAAGCCUGAUGAAAAGGAAAAAACUGAAAAAAAACUGACUGAGAAAAAAGACACACAGAAUAUUGAAAAGAAACAGCAGAAAGGAGAAAAAAGGAAGCCUGAACCAGGAUGGUUUCAAGUUGAGGAGGACAGAAAUACAAAUGUGUAUGUUAGUGGCUUACCUCCAGACAUUACAAAGGAUGAAUUUGUGCAGCUUAUGUCUAAAUUUGGCAUUAUCAUGAAAGAUCCCCAAACAGAAGAAUAUAAAGUCAAGCUUUACAAAGAUAAACAAGGAAAUCUGAAAGGAGAUGGGCUUUGCUGUUAUUUGAAGAGAGAAUCUGUUGAUCUAGCAUUAAAGCUUCUAGAUGAUGAUGUCAUCCGAGGCUGUAGACUGCACGUCGAAAAGGCAACAUUUCAGCUCAAGGGUGAAUAUGAUGCCACUAAGAAGAAGAAGAAAUGCAAAGACUACAAGAAAAAGCUGUCUCUGCAACAGAAACAGCUAGACUGGCGCCCUGAGAAGAACAUUGGCACGACUCGAAUGCGACAUGAGCGGGUUGUCAUUAUCAAGAACAUGUUCCAUCCUAAGGACUUUGAGGAGGAUCCAUUAGUGCUAAAUGAGAUCAGAGAAGACCUCCGAACAGAAUGUGCAAAGUUUGGGCAAGUAAAGAAAGUCCUUCUCUUUGAUAGACACCCAGAUGGUGUGGUCUCUGUGUCCUAUAAGGAACCAGAAGAAGCUGAUGUCUGUAUACAAGCCCUCAAUGGGAGGUGGUUUGGUGGUCGUCAGUUAAACGCAGAAGCUUGGGAUGGUGUGACAGAUUAUCAGGUGGAGGAGACAUCAAGAGAGAGAGAAGAAAGACUGAAAUGCUGGGAGUCUUUUCUAGAGCAUCCUAAGGUCCAGAAAGAAUCCCAUUCAUCAGAUCCCAGUUCUGCUUCAGGGAGCAUGGUCCUGGCAACAGGGAAACAGUCCCCACCAAAAGGGCAGACAGAAGCUGAAGUGAGUGAUAGAAAAAACUUUGAAGACAAUGAGAACCAGCCUUGGAGGCAGUGAUAAUGAAGAUCCAGUGUACCUUUAACUCCUUACGUGUAUCUGUAUGUUGAAGUUUGUUGGAUUUCUCUUUCAAGUUUCAGGGCCAUUACUAGUGGUGUUAUUAAAUCAAAUGUCUUCAACUUAGCAGUUUUGAGAUUUUUAUUCAAGUCAGUACCUCAUAAGGAAUCCCCAAAAUAUUUGUUAAUUGUUAUUAAUUGACUGUGUCAGGGUGCAAGUGAACUUGACUAAAUCUAUUUUUCUGUCAAAUCUUUGCAUAUAUACCGCUCUUUGACUUUGAUGUUGAUGAUCUUAGGAAAAUUAAAAAUUCAUUUUAGAAUAUUGAAAUUGGCAUAAGACUUGAGUUUUUAA